This is a messenger RNA of Penicillium digitatum Pd1, 1116 nucleotides long. Its product is annotated as phospholipase D regulator. Lineage: Eukaryota; Fungi; Ascomycota; Eurotiomycetes; Eurotiales; Aspergillaceae. Gene Ontology annotation, biological process: positive regulation of catalytic activity. Gene Ontology annotation, cellular component: fungal-type vacuole; cell periphery. The record is from RefSeq and is a predicted model, not a curated record.
AUGGACAGCCCCCAAGACAGCGCUCCAGGGCGAAUCUUUGGUGAGAGGCUGGUAGAGAAGUUUCCGCCCAUCCCAGAGUCAUCGCCGCUGCCGGGCCCGCUUAGCGGCGAAACAGAGUCUACUGUUCGCAGUCCAACCUCCGAUCCAGCGCUUGCGCGUACAGCCGGUCAGACAGCGGAAGAGAUCGCAUACUCCCAACGCUUCGCUUUACGAUCUCUACCCGCCUGGAUUCGGUCGGUUGAUGAAACCGAGGAGGACGGAAAUGAAGCUGCGGCAACUGAUCGUUUACUCCCUUCCCAACCAAAUGGCGCAUGUGUCGCUCAGCACAACCACUCGCCCUACUCACCGUCGAAGUCGCAACCUAAUCAUGCGACCACUAACAGCCUAUUGGAAAAUGACUCCCUCUCCGUCAACCGUGAAUCGCGCUGGGUGACAUUCUCACGAACCAUCCAAUACCCCCGAGAGCCUGGUAGAGAAGAACAGCAGGUCACAUCAGAAUGGUUGAAUGAGAAUCACGGCGAUUAUUCGCAACCAUGGCGAGGAAAGCUCUUAGAGGGCGAUAGUCCGGAGUAUCCGCUACACAGCGGAGGCCGAAGGGACGUGUGGAUCAAUCGGUUCAAGAAAACGCUUCUGCGAAGCCCGAUCGUACCGCUAAUUCUUCGAAUGACUGUUUGGUGCUUCUCUCUCUCUGCACUGGCUCUGGGCGGAUCGAUUCAGCACAUGUCUGAUGAAGGACAUCAUCCUCAAGGUCCAUCUGCAUUGAUGGCAAUCAUCGUUGAUGCGGUCGCCCUGGUUUACCUCCUGUACAUCACCUUCGAUGAAUACACAUCAAAGCCAUUGGGUUUGCGCUCUCCCUCCGCUAAAGUUCGUCUCCUCCUUCUGGAUAUCUUCUUCAUUGUCUUCGAUUCCGCCAAUCUUAGCUUGGCAUUCGCUUCACUCUCCGAGGUGACAGGAUCCUGCACCGAAGCAGAGGUCAACCAAACGAUCGAUCCUCGGAACGAUGGUAUAUGUACGCGACAAAAGGCGCUUGCUUCCGUACUGCUAGUUGCACUCUUGGCUUGGCUCAUGACCUUCUCCAUUAGUGUUCUCAGGCUUGUCGAAAGAGUAACACAGUGA